Messenger RNA from Trichoderma atroviride IMI 206040, 330 nucleotides. NCBI's taxonomy places the organism in Eukaryota, Fungi, Ascomycota, Sordariomycetes, Hypocreales, Hypocreaceae. The record is from RefSeq and is a predicted model, not a curated record.
AUGCAUAUAGCAGCUGCUAUUACUACUGCUACUGCUACUGCUACUGCUACUGCUACUGCUACUGCUACUGCUACUGCUACUGCUACUGCUACUGCUACUGCUACUGCUACUGCUACUGCUACUGCUACUGCUACUGCUACUGCUACUGCUACUGCUACUGCUACUGCUACUGCUACUGCUACUGCUACUGCUACUGCUACUGCUACUGCUACUGCUACUGCUACUGCUACUGCUACUGCUACUGCUACUGCUACUGCUACUGCUGCUGCUGCUAAUUAUAUUAAUAGUUGCCUUAGUCUUGCCUACAGUCUUAGAUUAAAGCCGAAAUAA